Molecule: messenger RNA, 477 nt
Organism: Macroventuria anomochaeta
Lineage: Eukaryota; Fungi; Ascomycota; Dothideomycetes; Pleosporales; Didymellaceae
Product: peptidyl-prolyl cis-trans isomerase
Exons: 2
Coding region: 1-477 (158 amino acids)
Biological process (GO): protein peptidyl-prolyl isomerization; protein folding
Cellular component (GO): catalytic step 2 spliceosome
Molecular function (GO): peptidyl-prolyl cis-trans isomerase activity
Source: RefSeq, a predicted model, not a curated record
AUGACUACCGAAGUUGCGCUCGAUACCACUGUCGGCCUCAUCACGGUCGAACUCUAUAAUGAUCACGCGCCGAAGACAUGCAAGAACUUCGCUGCCCUUGCGCAGCGCAACUACUUCAAUGGCCUGCUGUUCCACCGCAUAAUACCGAACUUCAUGAUCCAGGGUGGUGAUCCUACUGGCACUGGCCGAGGCGGUGAAUCCAUCUACGGCGAGAAGUUCGAGGACGAGAUUUCCCCAGCUCUGAAGCACACAGGUGCCGGCAUUCUCAGCAUGGCCAACUCAGGCCCCAACACGAACGGAUCCCAGUUCUUCAUCACGCUAGCGCCUACACCAUGGCUGGACGGCAAGCACACAAUCUUCGGCCGAGUCAAGAGCGGAAUGCAGGCGGUCAAGAAGCUUGGCUGGGUCAAGACAGACCGGGAAGACAGGCCUGUGGAGGAAGUCAGGAUUUUGAAGGCGUACGUGGUCAAAGAGUAG